AUGGAAGCGAUACGGCGCCUGGUCGGAGUGCCUGCGGCGAGAAGCCCACCGCCAAGAGUAGAGACUGACGACAUCUAUCCUCUUCAUAUGCUGGAUGACACUAAGACACUCCGAGGGAUUGUUGUCACUUGGACACUACGUUUUGACGAUGUACUCGAUCCGGAAAAGCUGCAUAAAUCAUUGAUCCGGCUCCUAGAGAUAGGUGACUGGAGGAAGAUCGGCGGCCGCCUGAGGAUGAAGGAAGAUGGAGGAUUAGAGAUUCACGUCCCGCAGGCCUUCACAACGGAACGUCCUGCGUUGAGUUACAGUCAUGAACAUAUAUACUCGAACAUUGCGGAUCAUUCAGUAGGAAAGACACUGCCUAAAGCCACAGAUGGACCAUCUAUUCAGUCUGGGCCUCAAUGCUUCCGCUCCUUCGCGGCUCGUGAAGGCGCACCAGCCGCGCUGGACGAUUUCAUCUUCAGUGACAUUCCUCAGCUGUCGUUACACAUCACCUCAUUCAACGACGCGACGCUCAUUGGGCUCUCUUGGCCCCAUACACUGAUGGAUGUGAUGGGUCAACAGGCACUUCUGCAGGGCUGGUCUCUGGUGUUGGCUGGCCGUGCAUCCGAUGUACCGCAGGUUCUGGGGGCCAGAGAGGAUGUUAUAUGCGCUGCUCAAAGCGGACAUGAGGAAAAGGAGGAAUUCAAAUUAAGAGAUAAAGUAAUGGGGGGCUGGGGCCUGGUUACGUUCGGGGUGCGAUUCGCUUUGGACAUGAUGCGCAACCCUGCUGUCGAGACACGGACCAUUUUCUUGCCUCAACGAGCCAUCAAGAAGCUGCGACAAGAGGCGGAGAGUGACCUGGCACACUCAGAUAGCGACAAACCACCCUUUGUCAGUGACGGAGACAUACUUACUGCAUGGGCAACGCGUGCGGUGGCUUCGUCGCUCCCACAGCCACGGCCGGUGACUGUGCUUCACGCACUCAACUUGCGGUUCCGGCUCCCGUCGCUAAUCGAGGCACCGGGCGUUUUCAUUCAGAACAUGGCAAUAGCAGCAUAUACAUUUCUGCCUGCUGAUUGUGCGACUAGCCCGCUUGGACAGAUCGCGCUGGAAAAUCGACAUCAUCUUUUGGACCAAUCGACGGAAGGCCAGGUUCUGGCCUUCAUGGAAGAGCUAUCAAAGGAUUCUAAAGGCGAUCCUAGGGUGCUGUGUGGCGAUUCUAAUGCUCUGCUAUUGCCCUUGACUAAUUGGGACCGAGCAAACAUCUUUAAAACUGCUGACUUCAGCUCUGCGAUUCUUACUUCGGCAAAUGUAGCGUCUAGAAGCAGCCCUCCGGGAACAAUCACGUACCAUCACGCGGAUUCAAUGCAACAGAAUUCGGCGGCUAGGAACGUUGUGGUAGUGCUGGGAAAGGAUCAUAGUGAUAACUACUGGAUAACCGGAGUUCAACUGACACCUUUAACUUGGGAUAAGAUUGCAGAGGAUAUUGCAAGGCUCUAG
Colletotrichum truncatum is the source of this 1482-nucleotide messenger RNA. RefSeq names its product BCL5p. NCBI's taxonomy places the organism in Eukaryota, Fungi, Ascomycota, Sordariomycetes, Glomerellales, Glomerellaceae. The record is from RefSeq and is a predicted model, not a curated record.